AUGGAUACAGACAUUAUCGAAAUUCAAAAACCAAAACCAGUUGAUCCAGUUGAAACUAUUGUAGUACCAGAAAUUACUGAAAAUGAAAAAGAAGAAAUUAAAAAACAACAAGAAGAGGAAGAACAAGAUCAACAACAAGAAGAUGAAGAUAAUAAAAUAGUACCAGAAAUUAAAAAAGAAGAAAAUAAUACUGUAAAUAAUAAUAAUAAUGAUGAUGAUAAUACUAAAAAAGUUUCAAAUGUUAAAAGAGGUGUUUGUCAAAUUCAAGGACCAACCAGAGGUAAACCAGUUUCAGGUAGAGUUUGGAAAACACCAUCAACUAAAUUUAAUUCAGCCAUCAAGGUUAAUAAAGGUUUACAAACUACUUUUGAACAAAAACAAAAACAAAGAGAAGAUUUAAAGAGAAUGAAGGAAAAACAAAACGAAAUUAGAGAAAAGACCAAACAAGACAAAAUCGAUAUGCACAACUCAAUUAGAGAAAAUAAAAAAAUUAAAGAAGAGAAUAUUAAAAAAUCUGAACAAGUUCAAGUUAUUAACAAUACUUUAAAAUUAAAGAAGCUUUCUAAAAAAGAUUGGAAACUUUAUAGAAAGAAUUAA
Messenger RNA from Dictyostelium purpureum, 597 nucleotides. RefSeq lists its product as uncharacterized. Gene Ontology annotation, cellular component: nucleolus. The record is from RefSeq and is a predicted model, not a curated record. Bases 1 to 597 code for a protein of 198 amino acids. Lineage: Eukaryota; Evosea; Eumycetozoa; Dictyosteliales; Dictyosteliaceae. The transcript has a single exon.